AUGUCGAAGAUCUCCGACUACAAAUUACUUGCGUUUGACGUCUAUGGCACGCUUAUUGACUGGGAGCAAGGUGCGCUCACCGCUCUUCAGCCUCUCCUAGACAAUAACUCCGCUUCAAUCUCUCGAUCGCAUCUCCUCAAUGCAUUCCAUGAAUGCGAGGCUGCCCAGCAAGCCAAGACACCGGAGCUGAAGUAUGCUCAACUGCUUGCCACAAUUCAUCCCCAGAUUGCGACCAAGCUUGGGCUUGCAGCCCCGACUGCGGCCGAGAGCGAAGCUUUCGGCAACUCUGUCAGCUCUUGGCCCGCUUUCCCUGAUACUGUUGACGCCCUGCGACGGCUCUCGUCCCACUACAAGCUCGUUGUCUUGUCCAAUGUUGACCGCGAAUCGUUCAAGGGGUCCAAUGAGGGACCACUUCAGGGCGUGCCUUUCGACCUUAUCAUCACCGCUCAGGAUGUUGGUAGUUACAAGCCGAACCUGCAAAAUUUCGUACAUAUGCUCCGGGAAGUCAAAGAAAGGUUUGGGGUGGACAAAGAACAUGUUAUUCAGACUGCACAGAGCCAAUUUCACGACCAUCAUCCGGCAAAGGAGAUAGGCAUCAAGUCAUCAUGGAUCAUCCGUCCAGGUGCCGUCAUGGGCAACAGAGAUCAGGAGAUCUGGGAUUGGAAGUACGACACUCUCGGCCAGAUGGCUGACGCUUUGGAAGCCGAGCUUGGAAAAGUCGAUGAUUAA
Molecule: messenger RNA, 729 nt
Organism: Verticillium nonalfalfae
Lineage: Eukaryota; Fungi; Ascomycota; Sordariomycetes; Glomerellales; Plectosphaerellaceae
Exons: 1
Coding region: 1-729 (242 amino acids)
Source: RefSeq, a predicted model, not a curated record